This is a messenger RNA of Perkinsus marinus ATCC 50983, 450 nucleotides long. Its product is annotated as 90kDa heat-shock protein, putative. The coding region runs from base 1 to 450 and encodes 149 amino acids. Gene Ontology annotation, molecular function: ATP hydrolysis activity; ATP binding; ATP-dependent protein folding chaperone. NCBI's taxonomy places the organism in Eukaryota, Perkinsozoa, Perkinsida, Perkinsidae. The transcript is spliced from 6 exons. The record is from RefSeq and is a predicted model, not a curated record. Gene Ontology annotation, biological process: protein folding.
AUGAGGUACACGCCUCAGCAGGAGAGGGUGGUGAGAGCUCAGUCUUUCCAGGAUAAGACCCAACUUAAUAUGAUGAUCGGUCGUCGUACAUUAGAACUCAAUCCGGAUCAUCCGGUUAUCAAGGACCUCCUCGUGAAGGUUAACGAGGACAAGGCGGAUACAAACGCUGAAGAUACUGCUGUUGUACUUUUCCAAGCGGCAAUGCUCGACUCUGGAUACGAGAUUCUCGAUCCUCAUACGCUUGUGAAGAAGGUGUACUCUCUCAUGAGUCAGUCGCUCGGCGUUGAUCCCAACACCCCUGUGGCCGAAGUGGAAGUACCCGAGGAUGAAGAGGAGGUCGAGGAGCCGCCAGCUGAGGAGGAAAGUGACGACUCUACAACUAUAGGAGAAGAGGAAGAACUCGAACCUGACAACGAAAUGUCGAAGGAGUCGGAGGACGAAGAAUUGUAA